Messenger RNA from Larimichthys crocea (large yellow croaker), 5061 nucleotides. RefSeq names its product MAX dimerization protein 1 (gene mxd1). Lineage: Eukaryota; Metazoa; Chordata; Actinopteri; Sciaenidae. The transcript has 6 exons. Gene Ontology annotation, biological process: negative regulation of transcription by RNA polymerase II. The coding region runs from base 1016 to 1696 and encodes 226 amino acids. Gene Ontology annotation, molecular function: protein dimerization activity; RNA polymerase II cis-regulatory region sequence-specific DNA binding; DNA-binding transcription factor activity, RNA polymerase II-specific. The record is from RefSeq and is a predicted model, not a curated record.
GGCUGAACAAGGCUAUUAGUAGCAGUCAGCGCUAACGCCCCCUCGACGAUUGACGGCUUCAACGCCCAAUAGGAGCAUUAGUUCUCAUGUCCAGUGUCCAAUCAUAUCGCAGAACACAGGCGCUUUGUGGUAAAGUACAGUAGGUAGCUGUCGUUCAGAUCAACAAGCCACUAUUUUGGAAGCAGUUUGACAAACACUCAGUGUUUUUCAGUUGAUGUCAGUCGCUAUCUGUGUUCCCAGCGAGACGUGUCACGCGUGAUCAGCGAUAAACCAGCACAAAACUAGCCAGCCACAUAGCCCUGAACCGAUAAGGUUGGAUGACAUCGGCGGUUUUUUAACUUUAAAACAGCCAGCUCGUUUUUUUGUAUCCAUUUCAGAUCAGGCAGGUCGGUGACAACUGAAAAAAAAGCCAGCGUUCUUGUUUUUGAUUGGCUGAAUCUUUACCGUUAUACGACCGAGCUAGCAACAACUUUUCAUCGUUCAUUUAAUAACUUGUCGUUUUUUUGUUGUUGUUGUUGUUGGCCAUAACGGAACAACACUCGUCUUAUUUCUAUGUUAAGUCACGGUUCGUUUGGUUUUUGACAACGAGCCGCUUUUACUUGAAGAACUGCCCAGAAAAACAACGACAUUUAAGCUAGCGAACAUUUUUUGCUUUGAACAACGUAAAGCAGCCUUAGCCUGAGUGUUAGCGUCAGCCAGCUAACGCCAAACCCCGAACGUUACCUGAACGUUACCUGAACCAUUUUACAACAUUGAGGGGAGAGACUAGUUUGGCUUUUUAGAACUAACCGGUGCUGCAUUCACGACCUUUUAACUUUUAAAUAGCCCGUCUUAUACAGUGCAGGAGUAACUCUUUAACGUUACCCCUUUUUAAAAAAAUAAAAUAAAAAUAAAUAACUGACAGAGCAGCGAGCCACCUGAGUGUGAGGAGAGCCAGUGGUAGGACCUGAAGCAGGUUGUGUACAGCCACGGAAUCCCUCAUCGGAUUGUUACAUUAUCAGUGUUAUUGUUGAAAAUGGCGGCGAUUGGACUGGUGCAGAUGUUGAUCGAAGCAGCUGAGUACCUUGAACGCAGGGAGCGAGAAGCUGAACACGGCUAUGCCUCCAUGCCGCCCUUCAUCAGCAGCCGGGAGAGGGAAAACUUGAAAAGGAAAAGCAAAAGCAAGAAAAACACAAGUAGCAGGUCUACACACAAUGAAAUGGAAAAGAACAGACGGGCACAUCUACGGCUGUGUUUAGAGCGCUUGAAAUCCCUCGUUCCCUUAGGACCAGAUGCUAACAGGCACACCACCCUCAGCCUGCUGAUGAAGGCCAAAGAUCAUAUCAAGAGGUUGGAGGAGAGCGAUAGGAGAGCUCAGCACACCGUGGAGCAGCUACAGCGGGAGCAGAGACACUUGAGGAGGCGUCUGGAGCAGCUGGGGGUGGAGCGGACCCGCAUGGACAGCACCGGCUCCACCCUGUCCUCCGACAAGUCCGACUCUGACCAAGAGGACCUGGAUGUGGAUGUAGAUGUGGAUGUGGAGGGGACGGACUACCUGCUGGGUGACCUGGAGUGGAGCACCAGCAGCGUGAGUGACUCAGGAGACGAGCGAGGCAGCCUGCGCAGCAGCUGUAGCGACGAGGGCUACUCCAGCGCCAGCCUGCUGCGCCUGCAGGACACUCAGGAGAAGGCCAAGCAGCUGGGCUGCAGCCUAUAGACAGCACCGCUCACCCACCCAACUCUCACCUUCACCCCUCAGCCAAUCCUGUCCCAACAUUGUCUCACCACCCCUCCCCCCUCCUCCCCUCCCCUCCCCUCUCCUCGCUCCCCCCCCCUCCACCAGGACUGAUCGAGUCUUCGGCCUCACCUGCAGCCGAGACUCUACGGACUUCCUGUCCCCACGGUGACUUCCUUUUAGACUGCGACACCUCCAAGACAGCCGCCCACAUCCAGCACAUCAUCAGCGGUCAGUCUUUAAGGGCGUCACCCGCUCUCCUCUGCACCAAUCAAAACGAGGGAUUUAAAGACACUCCACCCCUCCGUCUGUCCGUCCGUCCAUCAGAAACACAAGUUUCAGCCAGAGAAUGUUACCACACAAUAUCCCACUGCCUCUUUUUCUAUGCCUCAAGAGCCAUGGGAAGCACUUAUGAGAUUUCACACACAAUGAAACGCACACACACACACACACACACACAUCCCCCUUCAUUGCUCAUAGUUGUCCAGUGAGACCGAGUCCUCCAAAAGGUGUGACACUGACAUGACGUGGGGCUUUUUUUUGUUUUGUUUUGGUUUGUUUCUUUCCCGCCCUGCUCACCAGUCGACCAGCCGUGCAUGGUAUUUUGCACUUAAAAAUGCUUUUGUGAACACAAACGCUGUCUCUUCAACACGGCCCCAAGGCCCCAACCCGACUCCAGCGAGCUUUAAAAAAAAAAAUUAUAAUAAAACGGUGUAGCAGAGUUUGUGUACACUAAAGUAUGACUGCGUGGCGUUAAACCAUCGGUGGGGGGCAAUAGGUCCUUUAGUACCCAGGCUUUGGCGGGUAACCCCUGUAAUUUUAUGUCCACAUCUGCCAUCCAGAGGGAGAAGUUAACACAACAACAACAAAAAAUAUAUAUAAAUAUAUAUAUCGUGCAGCAUGAGAUUGUGAUUGGGUCGGGGUGGGUUUGAUGUUUUCUGCCUCUCUCUCUGACGACGGUGGCGCUUUUGCAGCCUCCUUUUAUCAUAAUGUGUGUAUGUCACGUCUGAGCCUGGCGACAACGAAGGGGUCACUAGCAGGUUUGGAAACUCUUUGAACACCAGCCACCAGGCCGAAUGCUGGUAUAUUUUGGCAGGUGCUGGUACAUUUUUUUGUACACUACUUCUUCACUGCCCCCGUUCACCAGGUAUUAACAGAAAGGGAAGAGCCGAUCUACUGAGAGCCGGUCAAGAGACUGGAGCACAUUCCAAUAUGUAGAGAGGACAGGCAGCGGAGACUUGACGUUAUUAUUAUUAUUAUUAUUAUUAUUAUUAUUAUUAUUAUUAUUAUUUUAUUAUCAUUAUUGUUGUUGUUUUUGCAAGUGGAUGUUCCUGCCAAUUAUUUAUGAAGGGAGAGUUUGAGACGAGACGAGCCGAGCCGAGUCACCUUGAAACAGAACGACUGGCUUCAAGUUUUCGGUGGGACACGAUGAGAAGGUCCGAAUCGUUUUGUGUGUGUGUCACACGUGAAAAGCACGGACAUGUUCAAACCACAGAUUUUCCCUCCUUUGCCUUGCGUUCAUAGCUAUUUAUUGUCUCUGCAAAGAUGGACACCUUUUAAUGUAAAUAGGUUACAGAAAGAACUCUACAUCUUUCAACAAAUGUAUUUAUUAGAUAUACUAAAUAUAUAGAGAAUAUAUAUAUAUAUAUAUAAAUAUAAAUAUAUUUAAUUAGUCAUAGCCUAUGUUCUUGUGAGGUUUAUUGAGAGUUUCCUACGUGUAGUUUGUUUGCACAGCCUAGUCAAUCCAUAGAAUAUUUAGAAAUGUUUCUUGUGCCUCAAGGCUUUUGUGUCUGUUCAGGAUUCGGCACGGUGCUCCUAGAAGAUGAAAUGUUUUCUUUGUCGUUGAUGAUAAUUUUUUUUAGCUGUUUUCAAAGCCAGCUUUACCCUUUAACAGGGGAAAUAAAAGGACAAAAAAAUCUGAAUAAUUUCUUUAAGAAUUUCUUUAAAAAUGAUAAAAGUGAGAGGAGCCGGUGGUUUAGGUUGAAGGUGGAGGCAAUUUAUUUUAUUUUAUUAAAUUUUUUGGCAAAGCUGCGUUGCCCUGCUCGGGAUCUCGGGCUGUGGAGAAGAGGAUCGCAGCUUUUUGAAUGUAGACAUCCUCGAAAAACCCGCAAACGUAGCGCCAUGGGAAACGUCCUCCCCGCUUCCUUUUACGAUCCACCACCUUUGCGAAUCUCUUGUUAGAGCAUGAAGAUGAAUCAGAAAAAUAGAUAGAGGAUUGUUUAGUCUUUGAUUGUGCAAUGCUGCUUUUUUUUUGGGGGGGGGGGGUCAUAUUUUUAAAAACCCUUUCAAACGGAGAGGAACUGUGUAGCCACGCUAUAAGAAGGGGACUAAAGGGGAAAUGUAUUGAAAAGUAGGUGUGAGUGAGCAGGUGUGUUCGCUGAAACGUCAUCUGUCGGUGCGUGCAUGAGUAAUACGGUGUGUGAGUGUGUGCGUGUUUAUUUCGUCACUGUCUUCAGAGAGAAAUUUCUUGGGGUGGUUUCAAAAAAAAAAAAUGUAAGGUUCUGUUUCUGUUCUGGUUUUCUAUUCAUUUGUUUAAGAGGAAAAUGCAAAAAAAACAAAAAAACAAGUCCACUUGAAUUCAUGUGUUAACCUAAGCAUUAGUUAGCGUGUUUCCUGUAUGUGAGCGUGACUCCCUCCUCCACAUGCAACAAGCAGUGUGUCAAGCACCCACACCUCCCUUACUCCUCCUCCUCCUCCGUCCCGGUCUCCCCCUUUUCCACCUCCCAGGUGCUCUCGGCAUCUGCCUUAAGAGGCAGGUGUGGAUUCUCUCAAAGAACAAGACUACAGUCAGACCAGUUGUUUAAGCUACAGGUUUCAGCAUCAGGGGAAACUCGUGUUCAUGUGUAUAAUUGGUUGUUUUCUUUUUGUUUUUUGUCCCUGCAUACAAAAGUGGCAAAAAAAAAUGCCUUAAAACAGCAAACACAUGUACGACCUAACAGGAGUGUAUAUGAUAUGAGCGAUGAGUGUAAUAUCCACAUGUAUCACAAAAAAAGGCCAUUUCUUUUCAUUGUGACGGUCUCAGGCGUGGUGCUUUCAUGCAUUACACGAACAAACACACGAAAACCAACACAGACAACACCGCGUCAUAGCUCUACCAACAUCAUCGUCGCCUGCUGCCUUUCUCCUCAGAAAGGUCACACGUCUGUUUAUUGAACAAUAACUCAAAGGAGAGCGUUUUGUGCACUUACUUUUUAAGAAUUGGAGAAUUUGGACACUGUCUAAAGAAAUCACUUCAAAUGUGGGGGAAAAAAAAAACAACCUUUGAACAUGAAUUGUGGAGCAGCAAUUUAUAUUUGCCAUUGAUAUUAAAGGAAUAAAACAUUUGAAACCCUUGUUUACCUACCUAA